AUGAAGGCUUGCCCAAUUAUAUAUUUUAUUGCUGCUAUAACUAUUUCAUUUGUGGAUGCCUAUAACAAUGUAAUCUAUAACUUGGCAGUCGAUAUGGCAGAAUACUGCCGGAUAAGCUACUGCAUCAAAGGCUUCGGAAAUUAUGACUUUUUAGUUGAUGCACCCUUGCUUAAAAUUGGUGAUCUUCCAUUAGCUUGUCCAACAUUAACUUUUUGCCAAGACAACAAAGAUAUUGAAAUUGUUCAAAUACUUAAUCCUAAUAUUAAGGAAGCCCAGAUGAGUGGAAGUGGCUAUGUCGCAAUAAACCAUGCUAAGAAACAUAUCGUUGUUGUUUCUCGUGGGAGUUAUACAAUUCAGGAUUGGGUUUCAGAUUUUGAAUUCGCUCUAGUACCGUACAAACGUUGUUCUUUAUGUGCUGUACAUAAAGGUGUCUACGCAGCAACAGAAGUUAUUAAAAAACAGGCAUGGAACACAAUUAAAAAUCUCUUGAAAGAAUAUCCAGAUUAUGAACUUAUAGCUACUGGACAUUCCCUCGGAGGUGGGCUCACUGUUCUUGUUGGCCUCGAAAUGCAGCUUGACUUCAAAAAGCGUGUCACAGUUAUUUCACUCGCUGGUUUGAAAAUUGGUAACAACCAUCUUGCUGGAUUUAUAGAUAAAACUUUCAACUCUUCUAAAUACUUAGAAGAAGUUAACAAAGAUGCUAAUAAAACACAAUUCGGUGGGUUUUUAAGAGUAGUACACGAAGCUGAUAUAGUUCCACUUAUUCCACCUACCCCUUUAUAUGCUCAUGGAGGUAUUGAGCUCUAUAUUAAUAAAGUCAGGCUCCCUCAUCCUCAAGGGUCCACGGAAAUAAAAGGUAUGUACAAGUUUGAACCUUUGUCAUCCCAGCUUUUCAAUAUAAUCACUCAAAAAACACUACAAGAGACUUUAACCAUAUAUGAGCAUAACAACUACUUCAUGUACAUAUAUGGAUGUAAUUCAACAAGUAUUUUUGACUUUAUUCCUGGCCCAAACCCACAAGAUGAGGGAAAUAUUACUGCUGCUGCACUUCGAGCAACAAUAAUAAAUCGUUCUACAAGUUAUUCACAAUCAACUUCCGCUGUUUCCAUCACUACAUUUUGA
Messenger RNA from Debaryomyces hansenii CBS767, 1122 nucleotides. RefSeq names its product lipase family protein. Gene Ontology annotation, biological process: lipid metabolic process. NCBI's taxonomy places the organism in Eukaryota, Fungi, Ascomycota, Pichiomycetes, Serinales, Debaryomycetaceae. The record is from RefSeq and is a predicted model, not a curated record. The transcript has a single exon. The coding region runs from base 1 to 1122 and encodes 373 amino acids.